AUGGACAUCUCUUUAGCCCUUGAAGUUCUUCGGAAUGCGCCACCUGAAGCCUUGCAAAAUCACAGACAAGAAGCUAUUGAAGCGUUUCGAGAUAUUGAAGCGCGACUAAAUGAGCUUGAUUUCCCAGAGUCAGAUUCAUCUAUCCCAGCUUUCACAGCGAUUGCCAAUGGAUCUGGUAGUCAUGAAGCCGGGAGGGCCGCCUCCACUCAACUACCAUCUUCAGUCGAGCAGCCCACCUUAACUGUUCAAGACAAAAGCAAACCAAGUCAUUCGAUGAAUCUUCUCACUACCUUAAAUAAAACUGCUUCCUGGGUGUGGAAAUCUACGAAGCGUCGACCAAACGAGGUUCUGGGUAUCAAACGCCCUCGAUUUUGCGAUAGAAGGAUUGCCGAUGUUCGCAGGAUUGAGGGUUCUUCCCAGGCCGAACCUAAAUACAAAUUAUUGAGAGUCCUCGCUCAGCGAUCUCUGGUUCUUCAAGGUGAGAAGGCCGGGUACUUGGAUGUCGAAAAUUAUUGCAAAGUGGCCUCUUCAAGGGGAAAGGACAAGGCCAAGAGAGGGCGUGGGGGGACGAUCGCCGAAUAUGUGAGAGAAGAACUUGAAAUUGAGAAGGAAGACCAAGUCUUAGCUAUCCAAGCAAUUUCAGGUGGCAUCAAACAAUUAGUUACGGAACGACUGCUUAGAGAAAGGCUUGAAGAGACAGGGCAAUACGGGAGUGCAUCGGGAAUUUCUGCCUUCACAGCUCUUGCCGUCAGGCCGUUCCGAUAUCUGAAGCACGAAGAGAUCCCAGAGUUCUUGGAUCGCCUCCUGGAGUCUGAUUCAAUGAAUCUGUCUGCAUUGGUGGACGAACCAAGGAUGGAGCAUUCUUUACCAGUUUCAAUCAAAGAAGUUAUUCAAAAGUCUUCAGAAUGGCUGGAUGAAAUGCAGGUAUAUUAUAAUACACUUCUCGAUAUUCGGGAUGACUUCGACGAACAACAAUUAAACGAGCGGACACGUAAACGCCCCAAAUCUUCUGUUGAUGGCCUUGCGACCCGCUCCACGGAAUCACAAUCAUUUUCGGAUCGGCUGAGUGUUAUAGAACCGUCUUCACCUGACUCUGAUGAAACUCAAAGUCACCCACCCAACAGUCCACAAAAGAGUCCAGAUUCGUUCAACAGGGUGCUUGAACAGCCUGGGUCAAAUUUUUCUGAGUCUCCUUCAAGCAUCGGCCUGGAGAGUUCUCUACUUCAAGACCGAUUGGAAAGCAGCAACUCAAGCCGGCUCGGUGGUAUCAGCAAUCCUGACCACGAACAGACAUCGGCCGGCAUGAUAAAUAUGGUUGAUGUACAGGAUAUGAUGCAACCAAUUCUGCCAAUCCCAGCGCAGGUCUGUCGCCUACCUUCAAAUGGGGAUCCGCCUCAGGCUGGUGUCGCUCCCGUGAUCAACGUUCCUGAGAUGGCACAAGCCGUAUCGUCACAGGGAGAGCAGCAACAAAUGCAAACGACCGGAAUGGUCAACAUUUAUGACAUGGUCCAGCCAAUUUUGCCACAGAUAUGUACAUCACUCGGAGAGCAGCAACAAAUGCAGACGACCGGAAUGGUCAAUGUUUAUGACAUGGUCCAGCCAAUUUUGCCACAGACAUAUAUAUCACUCGGAGAGCAGCAACAAAUGCAGACGACCGGAAUGGUUAAUGCUUAUGACAUGAUCCAGCAAAUAUUGCCGGCCCAGAAUCUCGAGUCCUUCGAAAAUACCAACAUAGUCAACAUAUACGACAUGCUUCAACAAAUCCCGCCAGCGCAGGCUUCUGCAUUAGCUGAGGAGCAAUGUCGAAGUGAAACCAAUAUGACGAGAUUUCACGACAUUUGUCAACCAAUAUCCACAGCAGGAUUUGUUCAUCCAUCAAAUACGCAACUUCAUUAUCCGUUCCAAUCAACACCGGCUGUGGAAAGACAGAAUCCGAUAAUACAUGGUCCUCUUGCUAUGCAACUGGAGAAACAUAACCACAAUAUGGCUACUCCACAUAGCCCGAUCAUACUGCCAGUCUCCGCAGUGUAA
Penicillium antarcticum is the source of this 2031-nucleotide messenger RNA. RefSeq lists its product as uncharacterized. Bases 1 to 2031 code for a protein of 676 amino acids. The transcript is spliced from 2 exons. NCBI's taxonomy places the organism in Eukaryota, Fungi, Ascomycota, Eurotiomycetes, Eurotiales, Aspergillaceae. The record is from RefSeq and is a predicted model, not a curated record.